Molecule: messenger RNA, 3977 nt
Organism: Callorhinchus milii (elephant shark)
Lineage: Eukaryota; Metazoa; Chordata; Chondrichthyes; Chimaeriformes; Callorhinchidae
Gene: tab3
Product: TGF-beta activated kinase 1 (MAP3K7) binding protein 3
Exons: 8
Coding region: 135-2354 (739 amino acids)
Cellular component (GO): extracellular exosome
Molecular function (GO): ubiquitin binding
Source: RefSeq, a predicted model, not a curated record
CCCACCGCGGAAUGAGAGGCUGAGAGGAGGAAUGAAAGGCGAAAAUGCCAGAAGGGUCAGAGGACUGUAGGCAUUGGCAGACCCAUUGACAUCCAUCCCCUGUAACUGUUCAGUACAUCCAUCCAAUCCUGGCAAUGGCACAGGGCAGCCAGCAGAUUGAUAUUCAGGUGCUGCAUGACCUCCGACAACGCUUUCCUGAGAUCCCAGAAGGAGUGGUAUCUCAAUGCAUGCUACAGAAUAACAAUAAUCUGGAAGUCUGUUGUUUAGCCCUUGCACAAGAGAGCAACAAAUACCUGUAUGGGGAGUUCCAUAGCCCUGAUGACACCAGAAUGAGCAGGAACCACAUGCUGCAGAUCAAUCUGGGUAUCCAGCCUCCGACUACUUACCAGACAGGGGAUGGAGGUCAAAUAAAUGGGGGUCGAACACUGGUUCAUAGCACAAGUGAUAGUCACAUUGAACCUCAGCGAGGAGGUGGCAAGCAGCUUGUACGUCUAAUACAGGAGCCGCACUCUGCUCCUGCAGUUGUAGCAACUCCAUCUGGCUACAACCCCUUUUUCCUAAGUGACCAGGGACGAAAUACAGGUACUCCACCGCCACAAUCUCAACAGCCAACGUCCCUUCAACCAAGCAUGAACACAUCACCUAUGCAAGGUCUUUCUCCACCAUAUCAGCCCAUACCUCGAUAUACCAUGAAUCCUAUUACCGUUACGUUGUCACAGAACCUCCCAUCUGGUCAGACUGCUCCCACUGCUUUGCACAUACAUGGUGGUCCAUCACAAAUGCAGAAUACUCCCUACGGGAUGGGUAAUUCCAUUUACAUUAGGCCAGCAUCCCAGGGUACUUCUGGACGACAAACUCCUCAGAACACUGCUUGGUCUUCUGGCCAGUGUUCUCUUCCACAGUAUAACCAUCAUCCUCCACCUGUUUAUCAGCCUCCACAAUCCUAUCAAUCUUCUCAGUAUUCUCCCAAACAGCCACAGCUUCCUCAACAAGCGUAUCGAUCUCCUCCUCCAUCACAGUUCAGCUCUCCCUACAGCUCUCCACAGCAUCAGGUACAAACCAACCAACAAAGUCAUCAGACGUCCCAUGUCUUCAUGCCUAUUAGCUCUCCAACAAUGUCUCACCUACCAUACCAGCCUCCGCAGAAUUAUCCACAGCAGGGCAGUCAGCCAAUGUCCUAUAUUCCUUACUCUGUAUCUGGAAUGUCCAAAGGUCCUAUGAAAAACCAGAUAGAAAUCAAAUUAGAAACACCCCAAAGAUCUGGUGCCAGCAGUACCCGGAGUUCGUCCCCAGUAAGCAGUCAGCCUGCUUUAAGGAGUCAACCUACGCUAUAUAUUGCCACCAAUCCUUCUGGCUCACCGUCAAGAGGAAUGUCGGGACAAAUGAACAUUGUUCAGCCACAGCCAGUGUAUAGUGUACAGCCCACGUAUAUUCAUCAUCAACCAUCACGACCUAGAUCUUCAACUGCUGGCAGUAACCAGGUUAACUCUCCACGUGUGGUUGUAACUCAGCCAAAUACUAAAUAUACCUUCAAAAUUACAGUUUCACCGAACAGACCACCUUCAAUUUCACGAGGGGUGGCAUCGCCUACUUUUGAUCCUGGGAGCAUUUUGAAUUUAGUUGAUUACCAAGGAGAACAUCCAGGAGCCCCGGAACCCAUUCAGCCCAUAUCAGCCAUAACAGGAUCUGGUGUUGAUAAACGAACCGAAGAGCAACGGAGAAAGUCCAGUUCAGGAUCAGAUGACUAUGCUUACACUCAAGCAUUGUUACUCCAUCAGCGAGCACGAAUGGAACGAUUAUUAAAAGAGCUAAACCUGGAAAAACAAAAGCUGGAGAAGCUGAAGGCUGAGGUGAAUGAAAUGGAAUAUGAUCUAAUGCAGCGGCGACUAAGGAGGGUGAACUCCAACGCAUCAAUUCCUACUCCAGAGGAGAUGACUAAACUGCGGAGUCUAAACCGACAACUCCAAAUUGACAUUGACUGUACUUUGAAAGAAAUUGACCUUUUACAAUCUGGAGGGAAUUUUGAUCCAAAAGCCAUAAACAAUUUUUAUGACAAUAUGGGACUAACUGGCCCUGUCGGAGCUGUUCCCCCAAAGUCUAGCAAAAAAGACCCUUCAGAUACUCUAGAAAGAAAAGCAAGGAAAAUUAGUGUGACCUCAAAGUUAAAGAAGGACUCCUCUGAUUCCCAGGCUGCUCCAGCUGAGGAGCAUGGUCACGCUAUGAAGUACAGCCCAAGGCCUCAUCAAAGAGAUGAAGAUUUUGAAGGUGCCCCAUGGAAUUGUAACAGUUGCACCUUCCUCAACCACCCAGCGCUGAAUCGCUGUGAACAGUGUGAAAUGCCAAGGUACACCUGAACUUGAGCGGCCUUGCACUCGCCAGCGAGCAAGAUCCUGAAACUUUGGGCGUUGCGAGGGGACUGAAAUUUGCAACCCAUCUAUCAGACCUUAGUGAGGAUGAAAUAUUUAAAUCUGCAGCGUACUGAAACAUAGUCAGCUACAUUCUCACCACAAUCAUGGCUGUCUUUACCACAGUAGAAAUGCUUAACUGUAAACAGCAUCUAGUCACACACUGAUGUCCUUUAUGUGAUGCACUCUGUAAACUUUUAAAUGCCAUGAAGAUGGUCCUCCGAGAUGCUGACUGUAGCUGCCACAUCUAGGUCUGUGGAUCACAAGUCAGGAUGCUGUUUUGUUGCCCUUUCUUUGUAGGGUGUCUAUCCACAGGGUGAAUUUGGUUGUCUACAUGAGAAUCUAUGUGAAAAAUGGUGUCAUUCAUGAAAGAUCCCAAUUCCUUGGAGUGGAAUGUCCCUUGUGCUAAAUCAUUGUAAACUGUUGGCAUAUUGACUGACUCAGUCAUGCAGGCAAAAGGGACUGCUAUGACACUACAGUAUGGUAAAAAAAAACUUGAGUUACUUGUAAUUGCUGCUUUCUUCAGAGUAAUUGCAAUCUUUACACAAAUCAGUAAUGUAUAAAACGUAAUGAGUGUCGCAAUGACAAGAGAUGAGGUAUUGACCUUAGGUGUUCUGAAAGUACAAUCAUAAUCAACAAUCCCUUUUGCUUCUACUGUGUUUGAGCUACAUCAUAGACACUGAUGAAUAAUUGAGUCUUUGCAGAUCAGAACAGUGCUGCAUGCUCUUAUUAGGGAAUUGUUUUUAGGCUGUGGGCCCUUUCCUUGAUUUUAAGUCACUAGUGCUUUUUAAUUUUUUUUACUGAAGCUUCCUUUAGGUUGUGCUCUGUAACAGUACAGAAAAUCUACGCCAAAUGCAAGUAUUCUCGGACCUGCCCAAGACUCGAAUCCACUCCUUCUCAAAGAGGAUUUAUUGUUUGCUCUAUUAAGCAGUUCAUGAGCUUCCACCGUGUAAAGAAAUCAUCUUGUUUACAGCACAAAAGAUAGUUUUGUGCCCCUUUUUCCCCCAUAUAGGUGCAUUUAGUAAUCAGUAGCUCUUUAAUAAGAGUGAGUUUGCACAUCACUAAGAAACCAGCCUGUACUAAAACUUGCCUAAAUGCAGCCUGAAAAUAAAUGGUCGCACACUGCAAAUGUAAAAAACUGUUCAAACUCUUCAUUCACAAAUGAAUGGAAUUUGCUGGACCCGCAAAACAAAGUUCAUGAUGAACUUGCUGGUACUUUUAUGCAUAUGAUGUAAAACUAUUAUUAAAGGUGAUGUUUAGUUCAAAUGCUUCAGGUUGCUAUAACUCCAAUAAAGUACUUGUUCUUUGUGAAAUUACAGAUUUGUUGGGUCUGGGCAGCUGAAUGAGAAUACAAUUUGUGAGUGAUUAGGAUGUUUGUGUUCCUACACAAUGAAGCGCCUAUCUUUGUAUGGUUCUGCUCUCUACAAUUUAGAUAACUGUGUAAUAUAUGAUCUUGUCUAAAGUUUUAGCUGGAGGCAAAAUUGUGCAAAUGGAAUGGGGGCAAUGCAUGUAUGGUACAUAUAUGAACAUUCUGGUGGCUGCAAUAUUUUACAAAUAAAGUCACAAAGUGAA